AUGAGUUCUGAGAAACACGAUGAAAUACAGCCCGGCGAAAGGGGACACAAACUCCGCUCUGCUAAGCCUGUUAUCGUUUGCCUGGAUGGCCGCCAGUUCCGCAUCAAUCAGGGCAUACCGCAAGACGUGGCAGACAAACUGGAAGAACUCUUUGACCAAUUUUCAGAAGUCAAAUAUGAACAAGUACCGAGUCAUCUUAAGGCCUAUCAAAUGGGGACUGGUGAAGCUCCUGCGGAUGGAAGUCAGGAUGCACCGACGAGCGAAUAA
This is a messenger RNA of Penicillium concentricum, 267 nucleotides long. RefSeq lists its product as uncharacterized. The coding region runs from base 1 to 267 and encodes 88 amino acids. The record is from RefSeq and is a predicted model, not a curated record. The transcript has a single exon. NCBI's taxonomy places the organism in Eukaryota, Fungi, Ascomycota, Eurotiomycetes, Eurotiales, Aspergillaceae.